This is a messenger RNA of Cordyceps fumosorosea ARSEF 2679, 2991 nucleotides long. Its product is annotated as Histone deacetylation protein Rxt3. Bases 1 to 2991 code for a protein of 996 amino acids. The transcript is spliced from 2 exons. The record is from RefSeq and is a predicted model, not a curated record. NCBI's taxonomy places the organism in Eukaryota, Fungi, Ascomycota, Sordariomycetes, Hypocreales, Cordycipitaceae.
AUGCCGCCUCCCACCCACACGCCGCCGCCGCACCUGGGCCAGCAACAUCAACCACCGCGUCACCACCACAGUCACAGCUCCGGCAGCUAUGGACCGCAACCACCGCGGCAGCCGCUCGGUGGUGUAGGGCCGCCGCCGCCGCCCGGCUCCUUCGCUUCGGGAAGAGACCUCCCCGCCCUGAACUCGCUCACGCGAUCCUCACCAGCCUCAGGUAGCUCUAUGUCGAUAUCGUCGAUGCUGGGCGGCCCGCCACCGGCCUCGCGCGACUCGCAGCCUCCCCCGGCGCACUACUCGCCGCACUCGGCUCCUCCGACCGCAUCGGCGGCACCUCAGUACGGCUCGUCCAUCCACGCGUCGCCGCGCAUGCACUCGGCCUCGUCCGACUUCAACCCAUUUCGACGCCCGCAGACGCCCGACCACCAGCGAAACUACGACCCGCGCGGCAGCGCCGCCCCGUCCCCGCGAGGCCACUAUGCCACCACCCCCGACGUCCAGCGAUACAAUACGGCGCAGUCCUAUCACGCGAGGCACCCCUCCGCCCCUGCGGAAUCCGGCCGCGAGCCGGGCAGGACGUCGACUGGUCCGCCCAACACGCCAGGGAACCCGCAAAAACCCUUUGGUAACCUCCCGAGACCGAUCGAUUUGGCGCGCACAUCGCAAGAGGAGCUUUAUGUACCUCGCGACGACCCUCGACACGGCGCAGACUAUCUAGACCGCACUACCCAGAGACAUUAUCCUUUUGAUGAUCGAUACCGGUUGGAGCGCGACAGGCAGGCCGUACCCGACCAACGAGAGCGAGACACCAGAGAGCACGCAUACUCUGGUGGAGAACCGCGCCACGGCCCGCCAGAGCUCAACCCCCGAAACCAGCCAUCCUAUCCCAGGGCAGAGCCAGUCGACCGACGCGAAUCGCCUCGAGAGCAACACUGGGGUCGCCAGGCGUCCGAUCACAAUUAUCGCGCUCCGAUGGACCACCAGCGUGGCCAUCCCGAAUAUCCGCCCGCUUCCGGCCCCUACCCUUCGCAUGGCCCUGCUUACCAAACAGCACCACCACCGCCACCGCAGCAGCAGCAACAGCAUCAAGACCGCUACGCGCCCACGUCGCAUCCACAUCCUCAAAACUCUGCUGGUGGUCCUCCGCAGCCCUACGACCCUCCAGCUGACCGGGCCUCUCUGGAACGCUUGCACGCCGGUGCUCGCCCUCGCGAGGAGCAGCACCAGCAGCAACCCCCCGCUGGGUAUCACAAUCCCGUGCAUGGCCCCGUGUCGUACGACCCUGCCCGACAGAGAAACGGAGAUGAACAAAACAUCCAAAUCCAUCAGCGCAACCUUUUGGGCGUGCAGGAGAUGAAUCGUAAGGGGCGUCUGUCACCCCUCCCGCAAGCCGUUCAAGGCGCUCAGCCGCAGCAGCCAGGCCCCGCCGGCGAGCCGGGCAUCAAGAGCGAAUUCGGACGCAUGUUUGCUGGCAUCGGCAGUGGAGUAGGCAACAUGGGCGCUUCCAGCCCAGUCACAUCUGCGCCGAGCGGCCAGUCGGGCAGCGCCUUCCCCAAGGACGACGACCCUACUACAGACGGCACCAAGAAGCCGAGAAGAAGAAAGCUCAAAGAUGACGUUGACAAGCCCGAUGAUGAUAGCACCGGGAGGCGGACUCCUGUUGGACGUGGCGCUAAGCGCGUCAAAGGCCAUCACCACCAUCAUCAUCACCAUCAUCAUCACCACGCCCCCGACUCGGUAUCUUCACCUUUGGUAGGGAUAACGCCACUCAAGAGUGGCAAAUCAGGCGCGACGGUGGAAACUUUGGCGGACAAGAUCGCGUCUGAAACUCUCUAUCGACAGCAAAAUGCCGCGCGACUUGGGCAAAGUUCAACGCCGCAACAAAAGGUUAUCGAAAUAGUACCGCCCAAGACAAAGACGAUCGUAUCAUCCAAGGCCGUGUUGGAUUCGAUAGCACACAAACCUCGACACCAUCUCGGGGACUUUGUCUACGAGACGGAAAUUAAGACCGGCAGACUUGUACCUAGGACGUCGACAAACCGCGGAUUUUCGUCAACGCCCAAAUCGCUGCCCCUGGACCGCAUCAAGGGGAAGGAGAACAGCGUAUUAACUAUCAAGGUUCCUCGCGUGCAUCUUAUGCCUGUCGCGAGAGAGGAGAUUACUGCGCGGGCUUUUCUGUGGGGAACCGACGUCUAUACCGACGACUCGGACGCUGUUGCAGCUUGCAUUCAUUCAGGCUGGAUCAUGGGCGAAUGGGCUGAAGACGUUGAUGCCGCCAUGCUCAGUCUGGACAAGGCGGACGGUGCCAAGGAGUCUAAGGAGCCCAAGAAGCCUAAGCCACUGCCUGCUGAGCUCACAUCGGAGGGUCUCAUCGCGUCGGUACCCAACUCAGGCCCGAUGCCGAUCCCGGCGAACCGGGAUCUGCACAUCAAUGUGCUCAUCCUGCCGCGGCUUGUCAAGUACGCCAGCUGCACGCGACAUGGUGUCACAAGCCGCGAGUUUGGCGGCGAGUUUGGCGGCCGCCACCCAGUGCACGACGGCGUAAGCUACAUGAUCCAGAGCAUCAGGUGGGUGGCCAACGGCGGCCAGCCGCAGGCGCGGUUGCGCGGCCAGGCGAGACGCGACCGCAUGCGCAAGGCCAUGAUGGAGGUCAAUGUUAGUCUUGGCAACAUUGGCGGCGGCGGCGGCCGGGAGCGUGAUGCCGUCGCAGAGAAGGCGCAGGCCGCUGGCAGGCGUAGCGGCGAGAUAUCGGGCAGCUGGCUGAAGCCUGCGGACGCGGAGCAGACGCGCGCCGUGGUGGCUGCGGGCGAGGACGAUGUGCUGCCGUCGUCGUCCAAGGACGGAGCCGAUAAGGAGAAUCACACAGCUCACGGGGUUGCCUCCACCAAGACCGAGUCUAAGGAAGGACCGGGACCUGCGGAUAAGGACGUGGUAAUGGGCGAGGGCGAGGACGGCAAGCUCAAGAAUGGGGACGAGAAUGCCCAGGCGGCGGCAUAA